AUGUCUACAACCAUGCUUCCAUCGUACUGGAACUGGAUCAUACCAUCUGUCGUUGUGUUUGUUCUAAUUAUUGUCGGCAUUAUUUUGUUUCUCUACUUGACAAUCAAUCCAAAUUAUGAAAUAAAGCAUCUUCCUGCAGUUUCUUCACCGGUCCUCCUCGUCGAUGCGACACCUGAUUCUGAUAGAAAUACUCUAAUGUCCACUUCUGAUAGGAAUACCAUAAUGGCUGCUUCUGAUCGGAAUAUUCUAACUACUACUCCUACCAGCAUACUAAUCGAUGAUGCUUCAGCAUUAUUUAAUAAAGCUAAAAGUGUAUGGUCUAUUAUCUCUAAAAAUGCAGCGACGGCCGAUAUUCACACUACACAUGGUAAUGUUUUACCUGCUAACAUCAACAGUCCAUUAGAUCUUCAAUCUUGGUCAUCUUCGCCUGUUUCUCGUUCUUCUUCUCUAACGAUCUACAGUCGUUUAGGUUUACGUGUUCUUCAAUUUGAUUAUGAUCUUGAAUUUCUUUACGGCGGCUCGUUAAAUGGACGAGGAGCGUAUUUAGAUGGUAUUACCGUAGUUCCAUCACGUAUAACUGUUGCCUGGUGUUAUGUAUUCAAUGCAAACGUUGAAAUAACGUCUAUACGCAAUGUAGGCACAAGUGAUAAUCCAAUCGCUGCUGCGCAUAUUGAAUUAAAAUAUCAACUAAAAGCACUCAGUCGCGUAGAAGGAACAACAUCAUUUGAUGUCAAAGGUGAUGGACGCGUGGAUAUUUUGCAUAUGAAAUAA
Messenger RNA from Rotaria sp. Silwood1, 771 nucleotides. The record is from the annotation of a GenBank genome assembly. NCBI's taxonomy places the organism in Eukaryota, Metazoa, Rotifera, Eurotatoria, Philodinida, Philodinidae.